AUGUUAAAAGCAACUUUGGACGGGAUUCGGGAUAGAGAUAUUAAUGCGGUCAUAAACUAUAUCAGUAGUGGAGCUUCAAUAAAUACUAUCAUCAAGUCAUAUGAAAUCUCUCCUGAAGAAGAUGAUAUUUUAAAAAAUAAUAUUCCUUUAAUUUCUUAUGUUGCAUUUUACGGAGCAACUGAUUGCUUUAAUUUUCUAGUAGAUAACAGUGUAGAUCUUAAUAUUAAAGAUAAAUUCAACAGAUCAGUUUUACAUUUCGCUGCUGCAGGCGGAAAUGAAGAGCUGUUCCAGAGACUUAUUGAUUUAGACAUAGAUAGAUCAUGUCGUGAUAACAAAUCACUUGGAAUUAUUCACUAUGCCGCUAAAUAUGGUCACUUUUCGAUAAUUUCAUUGAUUUGGAUGUAUGAUAUCAAUAAAAUGGAAGACAAUGCCAUAGAAUUGAGGGCACAGUCAGGUAUAACACCUUUGCAUCUUGCGUGCGAAUCAGGUAAUAUGGAAUGUAUUGAUUUCUUCCUUGAUAAAGGUUGUGAAAUAAAUUCUCAAACAACAGAAAAUAUGACACCUCUUCAUUUUGGAUGUUGUCAUGCAGAAGUUAUGGAUUACUUGAUGCAAAAAGGUGCUGAUUACCACAUGAGAGAUAUAUAUGGGAAAACAGCGUUCGAACUCACAAUGAAAAAAGGAAAUUUCGAAUCUGCAAAUUUCGUUAUUAACAAGAUGAUUGAAUUGGGUGAAGAUUGCAAGGAUAUUUACUUUGCCGCUGCAAGUGGUGGUAAUGUAUCUGUGUUUUCUGCUUUCAUUGAGAAGGGAAUUGAUAUAAACUUUGAAAACUCAGAUUGUGAAACAGCUCUUCAUGUCGCCGUGAGAUUUGGCAAUAAGGAAUUGACUCAAUACAUAUUAGAUAAUGGUGCUGAUCCGAAUUGGGAAAAUAAUAUAGGAGACUCUCCUCUUCACGUCGCUGCAAAAACUAAAAAUCAGGAAAUUGCUAAAAUGCUAAUUGAAAAAUGUGCAGAUCCAAAGCAAAAGAACAAUAAUGGUAAGUCUCCAUUGAUGAUUGCAGAGUCAAAUGGCUUACCUUUGGUUCCCGAAGAAUAA
This is a messenger RNA of Trichomonas vaginalis G3, 1092 nucleotides long. RefSeq names its product spectrin binding. The transcript has a single exon. NCBI's taxonomy places the organism in Eukaryota, Parabasalia, Trichomonadida, Trichomonadidae. Bases 1 to 1092 code for a protein of 363 amino acids. The record is from RefSeq and is a predicted model, not a curated record. Gene Ontology annotation, molecular function: protein binding.